GCGGCCGGUGCCCGGGGGCGGGCGGGCUGCACAGCAGCGGCCGGAGCCCGAGCCCGAGCCCGAGCCCGAGCCCGAACCCGAGCUUGAGCCGCAGCGGCCCUGGAGUAUGGGCGCCAGCGCAGUACGAUGAGGCAGCCAGAGAGUCCGGGAGCCUGAGCCCUUGUGAAGCCGGAAAUGACAAGUCUGAAUGGUCGCCAUGCCGAGAAAACCAUUGACAUGCCAAAACCUUCAACCCCCAAAGUGCACGUGCAGAGGUCCGUGUCCCGAGACACUAUCGCCAUUCACUUCUCAGCAUCUGGGGAGGAGGAGGAGGAAGAGGAGGAGGAGUUCAGGGAGUACUUUGAGGAGGGACUGGAUGACCAAAGCAUUGUAACAGGGCUUGAAGCCAAGGAGGACUUCUAUCUUGAACCCCAAGGUGGCAAUGAUCCUGUGGGCCCUGCUGCCUCGCCCAUCGUGGCAGAUGGACUCUCCGUAUCCCAGGCCCCUGCCACUUUGCCCGUCUCUGAGAACACUGUAAAGCUGUUGGAAUCCCCUCCCCCAGCAGCUCAAGUAUUAAGUACAGUGCCAUUGGCUCUGUCUCCAGCGCCAUCUUCGGGGCCCUUAGCCAGUUCUCCCAGUGUGUCAUCUCUUUCUGAGCAGAAAACCAGUUCCUCUUCCCCUUUGUCCUCCCCUUCCAAGUCUCCCAUCCUCUCCUCCAGUGCCUCAUCCUCCGCUCUCUCCAGCACAAAGCCCUUUAUGAGCCUGGUGAAGUCCCUGUCAACUGAGGUGGAGCCAAAAGAAUCCCUAUACCCACCAAGGCACAGACACUUGAUGAAGACAUUAGUCAAGUCUCUGUCCACUGACACUUCCAGGCAGGAGUCUGACACCGUGUCCUACAAGCCACCUGACUCCAAGCUGAAUUUGCACCUGUUCAAGCAGUUCACACAGCCACGAAACACAGGUGGAGAUUCCAAAACUGCUCCUUCUUCCCCACUGACUUCUCCCUCUGAUACUCGCUCCUUUUUUAAAGUGCCCGAAAUGGAGGCGAAAAUUGAAGACACUAAACGACGCCUUUCAGAAGUCAUAUAUGAGCCUUUUCAGCUUCUUAGUAAAAUUAUAGGGGAAGAAAGUGUCAGCCAUAGGCCCAAAGCCUUAUCUUCAAGUGCUUCAGAACUCUCCAACCUAUCUGGCUUGAACGGGCAUCUGGAAAGCAAUAACAACUAUAGCAUCAAGGAGGAGGAGUGUGACUCUGAGGGGGAUGGCCCUAGCAAUGACUCUAACGUCCCCAAGAGUGACCACUCAAAGUCCACCGAAGAACCUGUGAGAGAGGUGGAACCAAAACUUUCCCAGGCGAGCAGCCUAAAGGAUUUAGGCCUGAAAACGAGCUCUCUGGUCUUAGAGAAAUGUUCGUUGUCUGCCUUAGUGAGCAAAGAAGAUGAAGAGUUUUGUGAACUGUACGCAGAAGACUUUGACCUGGAAACAGAGGGUGAGGGUAGACUUGAUAAGCCCCUCGAUGUCCCUCUGAAGCCAGAGGUGCUCACAGAGGAUGGCACCAUUCUUGACAGUGAAGAGGAGGCGGACUUGACCACGCAGCACCCAGAAUUACCUGUGAAGACGUUGGGCUUCUUUGUAAUGUGUGUCUACGCAUACCUCAUUCUCCCCCUGCCCCACUAUGUGAGCGGACUCCUUCUGGGAGUUGGCCUUGGAUUCAUGACUGCAGUUUGUGUGAUUUGGUUUUUUACACCACCAAGUGCUCAUAAAUAUCACAAGUCACAUAAACAUCGGCAACACUGGAAUAUGAGAUCUUUGGAUAUCAAAGAACCUGAAAUAUUAAAGGGAUGGAUGAAUGAGAUUUACAACUAUGAUCCAGAAACUUACCAUGCAACUUUGACACAUUCAGUCUUCGUUCGACUUGAGGGUGGAACCUUAAGGCUUUCAAAACCCAAUAAAAACAUAUCCAGGAGGGCAAGCUACAAUGAAACGAAGCCAGAAGUCACGUACAUCAGCCAGAAAAUCUAUGACCUUUCCGACAGCAAGAUUUAUCUUGUACCUAAAAGUUUGGCUCGAAAACGAAUCUGGAAUAAAAAGUAUCCUAUUUGUAUUGAGCUUGGUCGACAAGAUGACUUUAUGUCUAAGGCUCAGGCUGAUAAGGAGACCUCUGAAGAGAAGCCACCAGCUGAGAAAGAGCUGGGAAGCGAGGACCCUAAGAAGCCGUCCCACCCUCAAGAGGGCACAAGAUCUGUCCAUCGAGAUCAGAUACUGUAUCUGUUUGGGAGAACUGGCCGAGAAAAAGAGGAGUGGUUUAGGAGAUUUAUUCUGGCAUCUAAGCUGAAGUCAGACCUCAAGAAGCCACCUGGUGUCUCUGGAAGUAAACCAGGGAUUUUGCCUACCCACAGCAGACACAGCAGCCCCUCUGGACACCUGACCCACAGCCGCAGCAGCAGCAAAGGCAGCGUGGAGGAGAUCAUGACACAGCCAAAGCAAAAGGAGCUGGUGGGCAGCAUACGGCAGAAGAUGCUUCUAGACUACACUGUGUACAUGGGCCGGUGUGUGCCCCAGGAGAGUCGGAGCCCCAACAGGAGCCCUGUGCAGAGUGCAGAGAGCAGCCCCACGGCUGGGAAGAAGUUGCCAGAGGCUCCACCCUCUGAGGAGGAAGAACAAGAAGCCUGGGUGAAUGCCUUGCUUGGAAGAAUAUUUUGGGACUUCUUAGGAGAGAAGUACUGGUCUGAUCUUGUAUCGAAGAAAAUCCAAAUGAAACUUAGCAAAAUAAAGCUCCCCUACUUUAUGAAUGAGUUAACUCUGACAGAGCUUGACAUGGGAGUGGCUGUGCCAAAAAUCCUUCAGGCCUUCAAGCCUUAUGUUGAUCACCAAGGACUCUGGAUCGACUUGGAAAUGUCCUACAAUGGAUCCUUUCUGAUGACUCUUGAGACCAAAAUGAAUUUGACCAAACUAGGUAAAGAGCCUCUUGUUGAAGCCCUGAAGGUUGGAGAAAUUGGCAAAGAAGGUUGCAGGCCCCGGGCAUACUGUCUUGCAGACAGUGAUGAGGAAUCUUCCAGUGCCGGCUCCUCUGAUGAAGAUGAUGCACCAGAGCCCAGUGCAGGAGACAAACAGCUGCUCCCAGGGGCUGAGGGGUAUGUUGGAGGUCAUCGAACAAGUAAAAUUAUGAGGUUCGUUGAUAAAAUUACCAAAUCAAAAUACUUCCAAAAAGCAACAGAGACAGAGUUUAUUAAAAAGAAGAUUGAAGAAGUCUCCAAUACACCCCUGCUGCUAACUGUUGAAGUACAAGAAUGUCGAGGAACCCUGGCGGUCAACAUUCCUCCACCCCCAACUGACCGCGUAUGGUACGGCUUCCGGAAGCCACCAUAUGUGGAGCUGAAAGCUCGGCCAAAACUUGGAGAGAGAGAAGUGACUUUAGUUCAUGUGACAGAGUGGAUAGAGAAGAAACUGGAGCAAGAGUUUCAGAAAGUUUUUGUCAUGCCAAAUAUGGAUGAUGUUUAUAUCCCUAUAAUGCACUCAGCCAUGGACCCUCGCUCUACUUCCUGCCUCCUGAAAGACCCACCGGUGGAGGCUGCUGAUCCGCUGUAAUGGGUGAAGAUUGGAUGUUCCCUGUAUUGAGACCUAGGUCAACAUAUGGGGUUCCUGGCUACCAUCUGUGCUGUGGCAUUGCCCUUUACUUGUGCCACAGCUACUGUCUCUUUAAGACUGCUUCUGCCCUCUGCCUGCUGGUGCCCAUUCCACUGUGAGGUGUCAUUCCCUGCUUCCAGUGACAGGUGUUUGUAUUGCCUGCUGCAAAGCUUGGACUUGGCAAAGGAAACUGAAGAAUCAUCAAAGUGGACCCAGAAGUUACACGUGAUUCACAUCGUGGCUUUUUAAAGUCUACCAGUUUUUGUGACAGCAAACAAGCACAGUCAGAGUGAAGCUGUACAACUGGAAGACUUCCCCUCACCUCCUGGACUCAUCCAAAGCUUUUCCUCAGGCAGCUGGUGCAUAAUGGAAAUUUUUUUCACUCUCCACUUUGUAAACGAUUGCAGUCCUCCAUGCUCCAAGAAUGUCAAUGUGGUAAUGUGUAUGGGAAAUGGAAUUCUGUGAGCUAUUGCAAUGGUGGUAAAAGAGAUACACAUAGCAACUUAUUUUUUUUCAUAUUAAGUUGUGCAUUUGGAAGCAAGUUGCCAUAGAACACACACAACUUUCAGCUGGGGUGGAGGCAGUGGGAUUCAUGUGAACAUUAGGCAAAGUCAUGAGAUCAAACCAUCCCAAGUCUUACCAUUGAGGCACAAUCAUCCUGCCUUUAAUCCUGAUUGCUUUCCUGAGACACAAGCAUAUAUGACAAUGACAAAUAUGAGUCCCAAGACCCAGAUUUCUGUGUGCUCUAGAAAGCUUCAAAUACGAAGGGGAAUCCUCUGUGGUUUGGAAAAGUUGUGGGCGGUUUUCUUUCCUGAUAGCCAAAAAAGAACCGCUCAACUGGUAGCUGAUUUUGAGUCAAGACCAGAGGUUUGCUUCCCACUAGACACUACAUAGCUCCAAGUACAUGUGACUUUCCUGUAAUGUUGCCAACUUAAUUUUGUGCAUUUGUGUCAGAAUGUUUAGUUUACAAGUUUGGGGACUCUCUACUUGUAUAAUUUGCUUUGAGAAGUAAAUACAAUUUUUUAUUGUUUAAAGCUGCAUUGAAUAUCAAAAUUACCUUGGGUAACUUGGUAAGUUACAUCUGUGGACAAAGCGAAUAGUGAUUUUUUUUUUUUUUUAAAAAGCACCUUGCCUGUCUUUAAAGAAAUUAAUAUAUUAAAAAGAUAUAUUUGAGCCCUUAUUUUAAUUGCACCAUUAAAACAUUUGACUUAAAUUACUUGACCACGC
Messenger RNA from Cavia porcellus (domestic guinea pig), 4830 nucleotides. It is a transcript of the gene Tex2, whose product is annotated as testis expressed 2. Bases 175 to 3564 code for a protein of 1129 amino acids. The record is from RefSeq and is a predicted model, not a curated record. Gene Ontology annotation, molecular function: lipid binding. Lineage: Eukaryota; Metazoa; Chordata; Mammalia; Rodentia; Caviidae. Gene Ontology annotation, cellular component: endoplasmic reticulum. The transcript is spliced from 12 exons.